AGGAAAGGGAAAACGGCUCGCCAAGCUCCGGAAUCCCUUACCUCAGCGAGCCCGAGCGCGGAGAAAAGCCCGGACUCUCCGAAGCAGCAGCAGCAGGAUGCCAGAAGUAGCAUGAGAGAAGCUUCACAGUAGAGCGUUAUGAAAAUAUAUUAUGGAGCUGGGAUGAAGAAAAGGCAUAACCACAGCUCUGCAGUUCUGAAAAAUGUGUUAUCUUUGGGCUAUCAUGGACACGUUGAAAUGAUUCAUAUCUUCUAUUCUGCACAGAUAAUAGGUUGGGGCAGAGAGAAACAGUGCAGUGUGUUUCUGAGUGAGCAACGCAACGUCUACAUUAAUCAUUAGUAUGUCACGAUUGACAGACUAAAUAAAGCCCCCAAACUUGGUAAUGGAAAGAUGGCGGCCUUCAGAAGCUGGUAGAUCUGGAAAUAAGGUUCUUCAAUAUUAUCUCACUUACUAUGAUGUCAGAAAUUAAUGCCAACUUGACAGUCAACCUCAGCGCGUCUACAGAUGAGCUAAGAACUGGCCUCUCUAGAACAGGUCACACCAUUGUGGCAGUUUUUCUUGGGUUCAUACUGCUUUUUGGCUUCUUGAAUAACUUGAUCGUCCUCAUUCUCUUCUGCAAGUUCAAAACCCUGCGCAACCCUGUGAACAUGUUGCUGCUGAACAUCAGUGCCAGCGAUAUGCUGGUGUGCAUCUCUGGUACCACAUUCAGUUUUGUAUCCAACAUCUAUGGCAAGUGGAUUGGAGGGGAGCAUGGCUGCCGGUGGUACGGCUUUGUCAAUUCCUGUUUCGGCAUUGUGUCUUUGAUCUCGCUGGCCAUUCUGUCUUAUGAACGUUAUAGCACCCUCACCAGUAAACGUGGCUCCGACUACCAAAAGGCUCUGUUAGGAGUUGGGGGCUCCUGGCUCUAUUCUCUGGUCUGGACAGUGCCCCCUCUCAUUGGCUGGAGCAGCUAUGGGCUCGAGCGUGCAGGCACCAGCUGUUCCGUCCGAUGGACCUCUGAAUCUCCGGAGUCGGUGUCGUACAUCAUCUGCCUUUUCAUAUUCUGCUUAGUCAUCCCCGUAACAGUGAUGAUAUACUGCUACGCCCGCCUCUUUUAUGAUGUCAAACAGGUUGGAAAAAUACGGAAGUCUUCUGCCCGUAAAAGAGAAUUCCACGUCCUCUUCAUGGUAAUCACGACCAUCAUCUGUUACCUGAUUUGCUGGAUGCCCUAUGGAGUUAUAGCUCUCCUUGCGACAUUUGGUAGGCCAGGCUUGGUGUCCCCAGUAGCAAGCGUCAUACCAUCUAUUCUGGCAAAGAGCAGCACAGUAUGCAAUCCAAUCAUCUACAUACUUAUGAACAAACAGUUCUACAAAUGCUUUCUGAUGCUUUUCCACUGCCAACCUGCUUCAGCAGCUGACGGAGAAACCAUCUUCCAGUCGAAGGUCACAGUCAUCCAACUGAACCAGAAGGCAGAAGAUGGAGCCGCUAACCAAGCACUUCCCCAAACGGACGAAAAAAUGGACCACCUCCUGAGCCCAGAGUCAAGCCCAGAGCCUGUUUCAGACAGCCCGCCACAGAUGUCCAAGGAAAAUUCAUUCUCGUGAACGAGUACAAGCUGUUGCCUAAUCCAUCUAUAUCAUAUAUGUUACAGUUUUAUUGCUAGCGUGCUUUGUUUUCCCCUAAGGAAUCUGCUGUGUGUUAAGCAGGAACAAAA
Messenger RNA from Lacerta agilis (Sand lizard), 1693 nucleotides. Its product is annotated as opsin-3-like. The record is from RefSeq and is a predicted model, not a curated record. The transcript has 5 exons. Gene Ontology annotation, cellular component: membrane; photoreceptor outer segment. Lineage: Eukaryota; Metazoa; Chordata; Lepidosauria; Squamata; Lacertidae. The coding region runs from base 453 to 1583 and encodes 376 amino acids. Gene Ontology annotation, molecular function: G protein-coupled receptor activity. Gene Ontology annotation, biological process: G protein-coupled receptor signaling pathway; visual perception.